AUGUCGAACCCGAGAAACGGCGACCCCACCAAGCCCCCAUGUUUGCCCCGCAAUGGACUGGUGAAGAUCCCCACUCAAGCCAACGGCCUCGGCUCCGCCAGCAUCACCAAAGGCACCCCCGCCGUGAAGAACCGCCUGUGCCAGCCUUCCUCCGUGCCUGCCAUCCUCAACCCAGCCUUAGCCCACCGCAGCGACCUGCCCACCAUCCCCAGCCUGGCCUCCCCGCUCUCCUUGGCCACUCUGGCCGGUGUCUCCUCCCCUCCCGGUGCUUCCUUGGUGGGACUGAACACGAGUGAAGGUUCGGAGCAGCCCUCACCGGACGGCUGGCCGGCUCCCCCUCGGGUGGAUGAGAAGAUCCUCAACCGUUUGUUCUGGUACUUUUCGGCGUGUGAGAAGUGUGUGCUGGCACAGGUGUGCAAGGCGUGGAGACGGGUGCUCUACCAACCCAAGUUCUGGGUGGGUUUGACGCCUGUCCUGCACACCAAAGAGCUCUACAACGUCCUACCCGGUGGGGAGAAGGAGUUUGUCAACCUGCAGGGCUUUGCUGUCCGUGGCUUUGACGGCUUCUGCCUCGUGGGUGUCUCUGACCUGGACAUUUGUGAGUUCAUUGACAACUACCCCCUCUCCAAGAAAGGGGUCAAGUCCAUGAGCCUUAAGAGGUCAACCAUCACGGACGCGGGGUUGGAGGUAGGUGUCUCCAGUGAAGUGGGGAGAGUGGAGCUGGAGCUGUCGGGUUGCAACGACUUCACCGAGGCCGGGCUGUGGUCCAGCCUCAACGCCCGCAUCACGGCGCUGAGCGUCAGCGACUGCAUCAACGUGGCCGACGACGCCAUCGCCGCCAUCUCCCAGCUCCUGCCCAACCUCACCGAGCUCAACCUCCAAGCCUACCACGUGACAGACACGGCGCUCGCCUACUUCACCGCCAAGCAAGGUUACACCACCCACACCCUCCGCCUCAACUCCUGCUGGGAGAUCACCAACCAUGGUGUGGUCAACAUGGUCCACAGCCUGCCCAACCUGAGUGUCCUCAGCCUCUCGGGCUGCUCCAAGGGGACAGAUGAUGGCGUGGAGCUGGUGGCCGAGAACCUGAGGAAACUGUGCGUGCGGAUCACAGACACCGGCCUCAGCUACCUGUCCACCAUGUCGUCCCUGCGGAGCCUCUACCUGCGCUGGUGCUGCCAG
Antrostomus carolinensis (chuck-will's-widow) is the source of this 1182-nucleotide messenger RNA. It is a transcript of the gene FBXL16, whose product is annotated as F-box and leucine rich repeat protein 16. Gene Ontology annotation, molecular function: protein binding. The record is from RefSeq and is a predicted model, not a curated record. Gene Ontology annotation, cellular component: cytoplasm. Lineage: Eukaryota; Metazoa; Chordata; Aves; Caprimulgiformes; Caprimulgidae.